Molecule: messenger RNA, 6277 nt
Organism: Pollicipes pollicipes
Lineage: Eukaryota; Metazoa; Arthropoda; Thecostraca; Pollicipedomorpha; Pollicipedidae
Gene: Uggt
Product: UDP-glucose-glycoprotein glucosyltransferase
Biological process (GO): ERAD pathway
Cellular component (GO): endoplasmic reticulum
Molecular function (GO): UDP-glucose:glycoprotein glucosyltransferase activity
Source: RefSeq, a predicted model, not a curated record
GGCAGUGCUGAAGGAUUAAUGCCUGACCAGCCGGUCGGGGGGCUUAUGGGGUGGGAUACACAUAGGCCUUAGUUCACAGCAUUUGUCUUCAUAUUCCGUGGAUUCUGUGUCUGUACUUGAUCAUUUAUUGACCAAUAUGAUUUGGACCUUGGUUUGGUCCUGUGCUGUGCUGUGUGCCUGCGCAAAAGCUGAGCAGAAUAUUCGGAACAAGUAUGUGACAACCAAUCUAGAUGCCAAAUGGAAGCAAACACCCCUUAUUCACGAGGUCAGCGAGUAUUUGAGCGAAGAGAACAGUGAAUACUUCUGGGACUUUGUGGAUGAGACUUGCUCAAAUCAGUUUGAUGCAGCGCUGUCGGACCGCCAGCGCUACGAGCGGCUGCUGACGCUGGCCGGCCGCUACCUCAGCGAGGCCCAGCUGGGCCUGCUGCGGCUCUCGCUGUCGCUGCGCCGCCACUCGCCGCGCGCGGCGCUGUCGCAGCAGCUGGCCUCCCAGCUGGAGCGGCCCGACUGCGCCGCGUUCGUCCAGCUGGGCGAGCGGCUGCUGUGCGGGGCCGGCGAGCUGGCGGAGGCGGCCGCGGCCGCCGCCAGCCAGCCGCCGCCCGAGACGUACCCCGUCGACCAUCACUACAAGGAGGGCCCGGCGCCAGCCACGGCCAUCCUGUACGGCGAGCUGGGCACGGAGCCACUCUGCCGCCUGCACCGGGAGCUGAAGACGCUGGCCGAGGCGAAACGGAUCGACUACGUGCUGCGGCAGUGUGUCAAGGAGCCGGCGGCUUCCAAAGUGCGUCUGUCCGGCUACGGCGUGGAGCUGGCCAUCAAGUCGACCGAGUACAAGGCGCAGGACGACACCAAGGUCAAGGACGAGGGCUCGGGCGACGCCGAGCUACAGGACCAGCACGACGACGUCGAGGGAUUCGUCUUCUCGCGGCUGAGGGAGCUGCACCCGGAGCUGUCGGCCAACCUGAGCGCCUUCCAGCGUCAUCUGGUGGCGUCAAGUGCCGACAUGGCGCCGCUGAAGGUGUGGCAGCUGCAGGACCUCAGUCUGCAGGCGGCGCAGCGCGUGGCCCAGGCGCCGCCCGAGGAGGCGCUGCGCCUGAUGACCGGCCUGGCGCAGAACUUCCCCUCUAUGGCUAGAACCCUAAUCAAGACCAAAGUGGAGAAAGCUCUGAAGACCGAAAUUAAGAACAACCAUAACCUGUAUACCAAGUCGCUUAACCUAGAAUACGCCGAUUCGGCCCUAUUCGCCAACGGCAUGUUCUUCGACAUGGAAACCACGGACAUCUUCACACUGUUCGAGCAUCUGCGCGAGGAGCAGAAGGUCAUGGAAGGCCUAUUUCAUCUUGGCAUCCCCAAGUCUGCUUUCGACGACCUGCUGCGGCUGGAUCUGACCGCGGCCUCGGAGGGCUUCGCCGUCGACUUCCGCGACACGGCCGUCAACUGGAUCAACGACAUCGAGCGUGACCGGCAGUACGCCAAGUGGCCGUCGCACGUGACGGAGCUGCUGCGGCCCACCUACCCGGGCAUGCUGCGCACGGUCCGCAAGAACAUGUACCACCUGGUGCUGGUGCUGGACCCCAGCCGGCGCUCGUCGCUGGACCUGCUGACGCUGGCGCAGUCGCUCUUCACCAACCAGAUGCCGUUCACGCUGGGCCUGGUGCUGGCCGUGACCCCCGACCCGGACGUCACCGGUCUGCAAGACGCCGGUGUCGCCAUGGCCGAGGCCUUCAACUACGUGCUGCGCGAAGAGAAGGCGCCGCGCGCUCCCUUCAAGGCGCUCAGCUUCCUCGUCGACGUUCACGCAGCCUCAUCGGGCGGUGACGUGAGCGUGGAGGACGUGAAGCGCACGCUGGGGAAGCUGUACCCGGCCGCCGACGUGGCGGACGUGCUCGGCGAGAUGUCGGACUACGACGCCGGCCGGACGCUGGCUCGUGACUACGUGACGCGGCUCGGCGCCGGCAGGCGCCGCAGGUACGGAGGAGUGUGUGUGAGGGUGCUGUUUAACGGUGCGCCGCUGCCCGUGCGCUCGAUCUCGGCCGACACGGUGGAGGAGGCGGCGCUGCAGGAGCUGAUGAAGGCGUUGCACCAGUUCACCAAGGCCGUCUACAGGCAGGAGCUGACCGACGGCGAUGAUGUGGCCGAAUGGAUCGUGUCCCAGCCAAACGUCAUGCCCAGACUGAACGACCGCAUUCUGAAGUCGGAGAAGCGGCUGGUGGACUUCUCCGGGGAGCCGCGGUCGACCGAGGACGCGGCCGAGUUCAGCCGGCUGACGCCGCGCGACAUGAGCGCCUCUGUCGGCGGCCGGCUGAAGUACGUCAGCCGGCCGGCCUCCGUCCGGAUGCGGCCGCUCACCUACUGGCUGGCCGCCGACCUGGAGUCGGCCGAGGGCCGCCAGCUGAUGCAGGAGGCCGUGCUGCAGGUGAAGGGCUCGCGGGAGGUGCGGCUGGCGUUCCUGCCGAACCCGCACUCGCCCUCGGCCGAGAACUCGCACAACCGGCGGGCGCUGGCGGCGCUGCAGGCGCUGCAGGGCGAGACGCUCAUCAAGUACCUGCUGGCGCUCAGCGGGGACAAGAAGGAGCCGGAGGCGGCCCUCUCGGCGGAGGACGCGUCGGCGCUGUCGUCCGCCCUCGCGUCCCUGGGCCCGGACGCGCUCAACCUGUGGGCCACGUACGUGCGGCGCGUGCUGCACGUGCCGGGCGGCCGGCGGGCGCUCGUCGUCAACGGCCAGAUGGUGGGGCCGCUGGAGCCCGGCGAGGCGUUCGGCGAGGACGACUUCGCCCUGCUCGAGAAGUACACCUCCAACAGCUACGCCGGCCAGCUGGAGACGAAGCUGCUGCGCGUCAUGGAUGAGAUGGCAGUCGAUGACCUGAGUGAUGUGAUGAUGAAGGCCUCGGCUCUGCUCAACUCGCGCACGCUCAAGAAGGAGCGAUGGACCAUGCCGUCGCUGGAGGACAAGCACAGUGUGGUGCGUCUGCCGCCGGCCGACCGGUCGCUGCCGGCGUUCGAGCUGGUGGCCGUGUGUGACCCGGUGAGCCGCGGCGCGCAGCAGCUGGGCCCGCUGCUCGCCGUGCUGCACCAGGUGCUCAACGCCGACGUGCGGCUCGUGCUCAACGCCCAGGAGAAGCACAGCGACAUGCCGCUGAAGAGCUACUACCGGCUGGUGCUGGAGCCGGCGCCGCAGUUCUCGGCGGCUGGCGAGCUGCAGGGUCCCGUGGCGCGCUUCGCCGGCGUGCCCGGAGAGCCGAUCCUGACACAGCACUACCACGUGCCCGACAACUGGAUGGUGGAGGCGGUCGUGUCGCCGUACGACCUGGACAACAUUAAGCUGGACGACGUGGAGCACGGCGUGCACAGCGACUUCGAGCUGGAGCACCUGCUGCUGGAGGGCCACUGUUUCGAGCAGUCGUCGGGCAGCCCGCCGCGCGGCCUGCAGGUGACCCUAGGCACGGCCCGCCGCCCGGUGGUCGUCGACACGAUCGUGAUGGCCAACCUCGGCUACUUCCAGCUGAAGGCCAGUCCCGGCGCCUGGACGUUGCGCCUCCGCCAGGGCCGCUCGGCCGACAUUUACAAUCUGAUCAGUCUGGACGGCCAGGAGCUGCCCGAGCGCGCCUCGGGCGUCAGCGUGGUCAUCUCCUCGUUCCGCUCGCACGUGGUCAAGCUGCGCGUGGCCAAGAAGCCGGGCAUGGAGCAGCUGGACCUGCUCAGCGACGAGACGGACGAGUCGUCCGGCAUCUGGGGCAGCAUCAAAAGCACGUUCGGGGCCGGCGGCGGCGGCAGCUCGGGCGGCGAAGACAGGCUCAACAUCUUCUCGCUGGCUUCGGGGCACUUGUACGAACGGCUCAUGCGCAUUAUGAUGCUGGGCGUACUGCGGCAUACCAAAACGCCCGUCAAGUUCUGGUUCCUCAAGAACUACCUCUCGCCCACUUUUAAGGACCUGCUGCCGCUGAUGGCGCAGCGCUACGGCUUCGAGUUCGAGCUGGUGCAGUACAAGUGGCCGCGCUGGCUGCACCAGCAGACCGAGAAGCAGCGCAUCAUCUGGGGCUACAAGAUCCUCUUCCUUGACGUGCUCUUCCCGCUUGACGUCAAGAAGAUCAUCUUCGUCGACGCCGACCAGAUCGUGCGGGCCGACCUGAAGGAGCUGCGCGACCUGGACCUGGAGGGCGCACCCUACGGCUACACGCCCUUCUGCGACAGCCGGAAGGAGAUGGAUGGAUUCAGGUUCUGGAACCAGGGCUACUGGAGGAGCCACCUGCAGGGUCGCCGUUACCACAUCAGCGCGCUGUACGUGGUGGACCUCAAGAAAUUCCGCCAGAUCGCCGCGGGGGACCGGCUUCGUGGGCAGUACCAGGGUCUCAGCCAGGACCCCAACAGCCUGUCUAACUUGGACCAGGACCUGCCCAACAACAUGAUCCACCAGGUGCGCAUCAAGUCGCUGCCGCAGGAGUGGCUCUGGUGCGAGACCUGGUGCGACGACGCCUCCAAGAAGCACGCCAAGACCAUCGACCUGUGCAAUAACCCGCUGACGAAGGAGGCGAAGCUGAAGGCGGCCGUACGGAUAGCGCCGGAGUGGUCGGACUACGACAACGAGAUCAGGGAGUUCCAGGCGUCGGUGAAAGUCGGCCGAGCGAGCGCCUCGUCUCCAGGUGCCCCGACGCCGGCGCCCACAGUAGAACAUGAUCACGGCGGUGAGCUUUAGACGCCGAUCCUUGAGGUGAGCGCCGGCCGAUCUCACCGCUCUGGUGGUGAGCGCCCGUGACGGAUCUCCCUGGUGCGGUGGUGCUAAAGUCAGCGGCGCGCUCCGCCGGCGUCUGCGGUGCGGUGCUGCACCCCUCCGGUGACCCGCGGUGCAGUGCUGUAUCCCUCCGGUGCCCCGCGGUGCGGUGCUGUACCCUCCGGUGCCCCGCGGUACGGUGCUGCACCCCUCCGGUGCCCCGCGGUGCGGUGCUGUACCCUCCGGUGACCCGCGUGUGCAGAGCUGCACCACUCCGGUGACCCGCGCGUGCAGUGCUGCGCCACUCCGGUGACCCGCGUGCGCGGCCUCCCCGCGCCGGCGAAGCGUGGACGCUCGAGCGGGCGAAUGCUGACAUCGCCAGCCCGUGUGGUGGGGCGGACUCUUAGUCUCGAGCGCGCACCGAACGACCGAGGUGUGUCGUCGCUACUCAGUCGUCCCGCUCGCUGGUGCCCUGCGCGCAGACCGCUGAGCUCGUGCGCGCGGCGUGCGACUGGGAGGGAUCGCACAACCUGAGCGGGUCGCCGGGACAGCGGCACUAACGGCGGUCCGUGUGGUCAGCGCCUCCGGCAUUCCACGUGGUCUGGCGGUCAGCUGGGUGGGGUUGGGGGGCCGUCUGCCGUUUAUCCAUGUUUCUUGUGAGAGACGUCCCACGUUUCGGCAUCGCGCGCCUUCAUCUCUGGCCUGGUGAUGUCUCUGUGAAGGGUUUGGUGAUCCAUCUCAUGCCACGGUGUUGAAAUGAUCAUUAAACGCCUCGCACUACUCGAUGCAUUUUUUUUAUUAGAGUGCUGUUUCUCUAAACGAGUCGUUGAAUGAACUUUCUCUUCAAGGUUCGGAACGUCUCAUUCCGUCGGCUUUUUGUCGUCCAUAACUGGGGCAUCUAUCGCGUAUUUAGUGACAUCUCUCUCACUCAAGCGUACCGGCAUUUUGUGUCCAAAGACUUAACACUGGUUCAAAAGCAUUAAUUUGUUUUCAUUCCCAAGUAUGCAACGGUCCAUUGGCUUUUAUACACGCGCCUCAGCUAAAUUGGCUGCCCGAUUUUUUAUCGACGCGCGCCGUCGGUUCGCUGCCGCUCCGGCUCCGAGUUAGCGGCGGCGGCGGCGGCGGCAGGUUGGGCCGCGCACGGAACCCCAGCGCCUGUAUCGGCGCUGCUGCUCCGUAGUGAUGGGGUUGGCGCCCCAGGGCGACUCUCCGACGCUGCUGGGACGCCCGGGGCGACGUUGUGAUAAGGCGUGUGUGCUGAAUGUACUAUUCCGGGUCGUGUCGCGUCCGUGCGUGGGUCGUCCGGCGUGCAGGUGGGGGUGGCUUGCGCCGGGGGCGGCGGACGGGUGGACCAGAGAGGCACGUUCUCAUGCGCGGUGUCUCUCACGGGAUGGGUGCGGCUGGAAGGGCGAGGCAGUGGAUGGUGACUGUCGUGUUCAACAUAGGGAGAUUGUCACUUGUCUGCACGUGUGCUGCUGUUUGGUGUGUCGAUGCGUAGGCGCGUGGUGUAUGUGUAAUGUGUAUACCGUUCAAAUGAAUGCAUACUAUUACACGUGUCCGGGAGACACA